CAGUGUUACGAUACUAGUGGUGGCAGUCUGGUGUCUCUCUCUCUCUCCCACACACACAUACACACACACACACUGCCUUCACUACCACCCCCCGCACAGUCACGUUGUCUUCACCACUCUCACUCAACCUGCCACAUGGUCAUUUCGGAAUCUCCGGGGAUGUAAUGUUGAAGUCAGCCCAGCUCCCAUGUCUGACAGCGGGCAUUCACACCAUUCCAUCAGCCAGUGAUUUCCUUGCAAGACUCAGAAAGUUGCAUCAGCAAACACAACGCAUUUUCCAGGAAGUGUAUGAGGAAUCAGAUCUUUGUGGCACUCGGCAAGCUACCCAGGAGAUCAGAUGAGGUUGUGGCAGUAGUGGUGUGGGACUUAAGGUGUUGUGGAUCAGGGUCAGCAGGUGUCAGCAGCACUCAGCCCCACCAUAUACUGGUGACCCACCAAGAGGCUGGUUAACAAUUUAUUCUCUGACCAUUUUCUUCCAGUGUGAAGGUAGCAGCGUCACUCAUAGCUCCUAGUCUGUGGACGCUUUGAUCAACUCAACUAUUCUGUCACCUGCAUUGUGCAUCUUGACAAAAAUUAUUGAAAACAAUACUGAAAAAUAAUCAACAGUUUUGUUGGAAGUGAUUUAUCUUUACAAUAUUGUAAAUGGUAUAAUUUUGUUUUCCAAGUGAAAUACCGGGAAAAUAAUAGAACAAUUUUAGUUUGAGUUAUAAUAGAGGAAAAUAUCAAUAGUAUAUUAUAAAAUAGUGGCGAGUUAAUUGGUAAAGCGCAGGAGGGUGGCAGUUGUGGUGUAGAGCGAGUGUUGUGAAGGUGUGUAGUGUGAGAGCGUCACUCUAGGAUGGGAUAACACCCAGUGUGUGUGACCACUAUAUUAUUCAGCACCACCCUAGCUCUUACAACGUAGCUAUGUUUCGCUCACAGAAAACUUUGCAGAGUAAGCGGGAGAUGUUUUUCAAGACGGAUGGUGGCAGUGGGGGAGGAGGAUCAGGUGGGGGUGGGGGCGGGACCCCCUUAGCUGCCCCCACCACGGCUCCUCCAGCCCCUCCCGUCACAGCCCCCUCCACGGCGCCGCCCCCGCCCCCUGCCAACACUACUGGUCCCGCUUCUACCCCCGCCAGCGUGGCGUCCAUCAAGGAACAGCUCCUCACCACCAAGGAACGCAAGGAACACAAGGAUGAGGAGAACAAGGAGAACAAACUAGUGAAGGAGCUGGUGAAGGAGCGGCGGCCGCGGGAGGUGGACGGUUACGUGGGAUUCGCCAACUUACCCAACCAAGUGUACCGCAAGGCUGUGAAGCGUGGCUUCGAGUUCUCCCUCAUGGUUGUUGGUGAAAGUGGACUGGGAAAGAGCACACUCAUCAACUCCAUGUUCCUCUCUGACAUUUAUUCCAAUGACCACCCUGGACCCUCACACCGUGUCAAGAAGACUGUCCAGGUGGAGACAACCAAAGUUCUUCUGAAGGAAAAUGGUGUUAAUCUGAUGUUGACGGUGGUUGAUACUCCAGGGUUCGGAGAUGCUGUCGACAACAGUGACUGUUGGCAACCCAUCACUGACUAUGUGGAAACAAAAUAUGAAGAAUAUCUUAAUUGUGAAUCUAGAGUCAACAGAACACAGAUUAGUGAUAGCCGAGUCCACUGUUGUCUCUACUUCAUUGCUCCAUCGGGCCAUGGUUUAAAACCCCUCGAUGUUGAGUUUAUGAGACGUCUCCAUGACAAAGUGAACAUUAUUCCUGUCAUAGCCAAAGCAGAUACACUCACACCUGAUGAAUGUCAGCACUUGAAAAAACAGGUACUUAAUGAAAUAGCUCAGCACAAGAUAAAGAUUUAUGAAUUCCCAGAUGAAGAAGGUGAUGCUGCUGGCAGUAAAAUGAAGCAGCGAGUACCAUUUGCAGUGGUUGGGUCCAAUACUACAGUCGAAGUUGAAGGGAAAAAAGUUAGAGGUCGAAAAUACCCUUGGGGAAUAGUUGAAGUUGAAAACAUAGAGCACUGUGACUUCAUACCUCUGCGCAACAUGAUGAUCCGUACACACAUGCAAGACCUGAAAGAUGUGACUAAUAACGUUCACUAUGAAAAUUAUCGGUGUCGCAAGUUAGCUGGUGUCGGAGGAGCAGAUGGAAAAAUUAAGGUUUCAAACAAGAACCCUCUCGCUCAGAUGGAGGAAGAAAAGAAGGAACACACAAACAGGAUGAAAAAGAUGGAGACAGAAAUGGAGCAGGUGUUUGAAAUGAAAGUUAAGGAGAAAAUGAGCAAACUUACAGAAUUGGAAGCAGAUUUACAAAAACGUAACGAGUCUAUGCGUAAAAAACUAGAAGCUGAUCUAUCGGAAUUGGAUGAAGAACGAGAACGAUUUGAACAUGAGAGAAAAGCAUGGGAGGCAGCCAAUGGCAUAACUGUGGAGGAGCUGCGUCGCAAGUCUCUCGAGUCCAUCAGCAGAGAGACCUCCUCCCUGGCGUCUUCCAGCACCACCUCGGGAGGCUCUCAGAAGAGCUCUCCAAAGUUCUCGCGUACCUACUCACUUCCCAGACAUAAAUUCAAACAAAACGAGCAGUGUAACCAGCAGUAAUAGGUCAAGACGACAAGAUAAAGAAGGGCAUCUCUUUCUGUUAUCAUUCCUACCCUCUUAUGUCUUAAGCAUUCUACUUUGAGUUGAUGCUCAAGCUAAAGAAUACUUUUUUUUUAAACUGAAACUUGUCAUUACUAUAAUGAUGUUUAGUUUUAUCGUACAAGUGUGUUCAGUUGGUAAUUGUUGUAUAUGUAUUUUGGAAAGGUUGUUAAACUCAUAUGUAAGAUGACUGAACAAUGUAAGGAUCUCCUGCCAUUAAAAAUUAAAAACAUUAAAAUUCUGCAAUACACACAAAAUGUAUUUUGUUGUAUGAAUACUACGAGUUAAGAUUUACUAUGCAGAUACAUGAGUAGUCGAGCCAUAUAGCUAACUCCUCUGGUUGUCUUCAGCAAGGCCACUGUUCAACUCUCUUGUAUAUAGAAUUAACAUUGCCUCUUUCUGCCUUCUUUUAUUGUUUCAUAUAAGAGUUGUUCUGAUAUUUUCAGUUUUGUUUUGAUGCAUUACAGUUGCAUCCUCAAUGUCUGCAUUAAGGGUAGACUUAAAUGCUUCAGAAGUAGACAAGUGUUUUACAUAUACAGUAACAAGAAUGCUGUAAAUGCAAAUGGUAGAAUCUGUGUAGGUUGAUUACUAUAAAGAAAAGGUUACUAUAAAAAACAAGUACUAUCUAAACUAAAAGAAAACAAGAGUGACCAACACAUGUGAAUUGUUUCAUUAUCUGCAAGGUGAUAUACAUUCUGCCAAAUCAGUAAUGAGCAGUGGUAUAUGUGAUAAAUUUCUUAGUAAACUGAUUAAAAUUGUGGUAAAACUGCAUUACUUGUAAGUAAAUUCUUUGUCUCAAAUGAAAAUGAUAAAAUUAAACAAUUUGAAUAGAGGGUAAAGGAGGAGGAUGAUAAAGUUGAGUUAGCUGGUAGAAAUAAGAGGAGGAUAAGAAGUUAAUACAGUUAAAAUAUGUAAAAACAAUAAAAUAUGAGGCCAGAAUGAGGUGCUUGGCUAUUGCAAGCUAGUUAGUGUUUUAUUUCUUACGUUCAACACUGCAGCAUGAAAUAUCAAUUGUUUCCUUGUGUAAAGUUUGUAAACAGUAAUAUGCCAUUACAGCAGUGGUUACUUUUUUUUUUUUUGUAUAAAAUAUCAAUAACCAUUCUUUCAAAGAAUGUUAUUUAUAGAGAAUAAAACUGAUUCUUGUAUCUGCAUAGUAAGUAUUCCUGUUCUUAAUUUAAUGAUGUGGUCUCUUACCUAGGUGCUUACCUACUGAUUAUCUAGAUUCUUACCUAGAUGCUUUCCUAGGUUCUUGCCUAGGUGCUUAUUGUUGAAAGUGUUUGGAGUUCCUUGUUCAUUGUUGCAAUAAGUCUUUUAAGAUACUUUUUUUAUUCAUUUUGUUGAAUGUAAUAUUCAACAAAGCUGAGACUAUGUUUCCCUUUGUGAUCAAAUUUGUCUAUUAGAAGCAGCUACUCACUCCUCAUACUAUAGUGGCAUUACACUGGCAUUAUUAUCAAAAAAAUAAAGAUUUUGAUGAAAAUUUUGAAUUUCUUUAUCAAAACAUUAUAUUAGCAUUAACAGAUGAACAAAUAUGAAUAUUAUGGUUGUUGAUGUUCACUGAAUGAUUUUGGUGGUUGCAGGCCUCUAACAAGAACAACUAGUUUGUGAGUGGCAGUUGACCAGUCAGACAUCCCAUAAAGUAAUUUGUAAGACUACACAAUUAUUACAUUUAAUGUACAUAUUUAAUUUUUCACUAAAAUUUUAGUCUUAAAGAUAUAUAAGAAAUGGACACAUGUUUAUAAGUUUCAGAUUAUAUUACAGUAUUUCUAUAAAUUCCACUUAAAGGUUUGUAAUUAAUUAGGAGUUUUCAAGUACUAAUAGGAAACACACUCCAAUACAUCGAGUGGUUAAAUAUUACAGCUGGCUACAGUCCUGUACAGUAAACCUUGGGGAAAUUUUUCCUAUGUCCUACCCUUUCUUGAAGCUCAGGAUAAAAUCUCAUCAUUUGCAAACGUAGUGCAUAGGCCUGAUAAAUACGCUUAUUAAUGCUUUGCCAUGCCUUCUACAGGACUCAUUGAUCAAGCUUGCAUUUCUGGCAGCACUAAGAGGUGCCUCUGCUUGUUGCAUCAUCUCCUAUGCUUUAUUCUAAAUCUACUAAGCUCCAGCUCUAGUUUAAAGGACACAAUGGGCUUCAUAUUAUAAUUUUUCCAAGUGUUUUGAAUUUUACAAGAGUACUGUAAUUUCAUUCUUGCAUGCACACCAUGUACUAUAUACAUAUUUUUUUUUUUAACACAUUGGCCAUCUCCCACUGAGACACCAAACACUUAAUAUUUACUUAUGCACUUAGCAGCUGGCUAGCUAUUAGCCACUAACAUGGGUAGAAAUAUUUAGGCUUAAUUUUAU
Molecule: messenger RNA, 4938 nt
Organism: Cherax quadricarinatus
Lineage: Eukaryota; Metazoa; Arthropoda; Malacostraca; Decapoda; Parastacidae
Gene: pnut
Product: septin 7-like protein pnut
Biological process (GO): intracellular protein localization; cytoskeleton-dependent cytokinesis; cilium assembly
Cellular component (GO): septin complex; microtubule cytoskeleton; cell division site
Molecular function (GO): molecular adaptor activity; GTPase activity; GTP binding
Source: RefSeq, a predicted model, not a curated record